Molecule: messenger RNA, 1049 nt
Organism: Vanessa tameamea
Lineage: Eukaryota; Metazoa; Arthropoda; Insecta; Lepidoptera; Nymphalidae
Gene: CTL16
Exons: 5
Coding region: 120-770 (216 amino acids)
Source: RefSeq, a predicted model, not a curated record
CACAGGACUGUCGGAUACCUUGAAGAUCCGGAGGCGAGGCUUUCCUCCAUAUAAAACGAACGCAGUAUGCUGCCGCAUCAGUUAGUGUCGGUUCCGGAAGACAGACAGACCACAUCAUCAUGAAACGAUUCCUGUUAUUGUCGGUGCUGGCGAUUGCGCACGCGCAGUUCCCAAACGGACGCAUCCUAGAACCUCCAGUACCCUCACAGUGUGUGCAACGCGUCAUUCAUGAAAGAUACGCCGACAACAAGGGUUACUUUUUCUCGUGGAGGGACCCGGCCUUACGUGGUGUUGAAGAGGACUGGCUAAGCGCAAGAAACUACUGUCGUCAGCGUUGCAUGGACCUUGUCUCCUUGGAAACAAGUGACGAAAAUGAAUGGGUGAAAGCUCGUAUCGUUCAAGAUAAGAUAAAAUACAUAUGGACUUCGGGUCGCUUAUGCGACUUCAAAGGCUGCAACCGACCGGAUCUUCUGCCCAACGAGGUCAACGGAUGGUUCUGGACUGCAGAGCUUCAAAAACUUGCUCCCACUACGAACCGCCAACAAAAUGACUGGUCAGAAGGCGGCGGUAUUGGCAAACCCCAACCUGACAACAGGGAGCUGAUUCAGGGAGGCGCUGCGGAACACUGCGUGGCGAUUCUAAACAAUUUCUACAAUGAUGGGGUCCACUGGCAUGACGUCGCCUGUCAUCAUCGCAAACCAUUCGUCUGCGAAGAGAAUGACGCGCUCCUGAAAUACGUCCGAUACACCAAUCCGAAUUUGAGAGUCUAAGAUUCAACGUCACAACACAAUAUAAUAUUUUAAUAAUUCUCAUGAAUGUAAACAAAUUGACAUAAAAGAAAAAAAAUUACGAUAUUCGACCAACCCGUAACGUAGAUAGUUACGAUCGAAAAUACUUUAAAACCGAAAUAAUUUCUUAUAACAUUUUGCAUUCAAAUGUUAUCUUAGAUUUAAGCCUUACCUCAUUGAAUAUUUAUUUCAGUAUUUAAGCAUACAAGUAGUCAGUACAAAUCCAACAAAUACUUAUUUAAUAAAGACUGCUUUAAUUUA